Messenger RNA from Dermochelys coriacea (leatherback sea turtle), 5757 nucleotides. RefSeq names its product zinc finger protein 850-like. Gene Ontology annotation, molecular function: zinc ion binding; DNA-binding transcription factor activity, RNA polymerase II-specific; RNA polymerase II cis-regulatory region sequence-specific DNA binding. The coding region runs from base 106 to 4479 and encodes 1457 amino acids. The transcript is spliced from 12 exons. Gene Ontology annotation, biological process: regulation of transcription by RNA polymerase II. The record is from RefSeq and is a predicted model, not a curated record. Lineage: Eukaryota; Metazoa; Chordata; Testudines; Dermochelyidae.
AGGGCUCAUUUUCAGGCAAGGAAACACCCCCUGGCUGCUGCAGGCGGGGCAUAGUGUGAACUCAGGAAAUGGAAACAAAGCCUGUCCCACGGCCCGGAGGGAGCCAUGGCUGCGGCGAGCCCCGUGGAAAGUCUCCAGGAGGAAGCGACGUGUCCCGUCUGCCUGGAGUAUUUCACGGAGCUUGUCAUUCUGGAGUGUGGACACAAUCUCUGCCGCGCCUGCAUCGCCCAGCGCUGGGAGGGACCCGACACAGCCCCCUCCUGCCCUCAGUGCAGAGAAACUGUGCAACAGGGAAACCUCAGGCCCAACGUGCUGCUGGGAAACGUGGUAGAAAUCGCCCGGCGGCUGAGCUUCCAGGCAGCAAAGGGGGCAGGAGGGGGCGGGGUGUGUGGGGAGCACCAGGAGGCUCUGAAACUGUUCUGCGAAGAGGAUCAAACCCCCAUCUGCGUGGUGUGCGACAGGUCCCGGGCUCACCGCGCUCACAUGGUGGUUCCCAUACAGGAGGCUGCCCAGGAGUACAAGGAGCUGGGCCAGCAGAAGGAAAAAAUACAAGCCCAUUUGAAGACUCUGAGGGAAGAGAGAGAAAAGCUGCUGGGAUUGAAAGUGACUGGAGAGAAGAGAAGCCAGGAGUAUCUGAAACAGAUAGAAGCUGAGAGGCAGAAGAUUGUGUCUGAAUUUGAGCAACUGCGGCAGUUCCUAGAGGAACAAGAGCGACUCCUGCUGGCCCGGUUGGAAGAGUUGGAGACGGAAAUUGUGAAGAUACAGGAUGAAAAUGUCACCAAAUUGUCUGAGGAGAUUUCCCGUCUCAGUGACUCGAUCAAUGAGAUAGAAGAGAAGUGUCAGCAGCCAACAAAUGAAUUCCUGCAGGACAUCAAAAGCACCUGGAGCAGAGACCCUGCCCUAUCAACUGAACUUUCUGAUCUCAAAGGCAGAGAAAGAGGGCUGAAGAAUCACGUCCAGAUUUCGCUCCAGAUCAACCCAUCUUCCAGGAGAAAGGGAAGGGAAAUGGCUGUGAUGGAGCCAGCUCAGAUGCCGGUGACCUUCAAGGAGGUGGCUGUGUAUUUCACCGAGGGGCAGGGGACUCUGCUGGACCCCGCUCAGAGAGCCCUCUACAGGGACGUCAUGCAGGAGAACUAUGAGAUGGUGACCUCACUGGGUAAGGGAUUCCUGUGCCCUCAGCUAUUAGAUGCCGUGGGGUCUGCACGUCUGAAUCUCGUCAAGUUCUUACAUGUAUUCCCCAUUCCCAAACCUGACCUGAUUGCCCACCUGGAACGAGGGGAAGAGCCGUGGGUCCCAGAUCUCCAGGCUGCUGAGGAAAGAGAGAGCCCGAGAGGCACCUGCACAGCAGGUGAUAGGACAGUGAGUGAGAACAAGGAGGAGAAUCAGCAGGAGGAAUAUCCUGAGCAAGUGGAACUGCAGGAGAGGUUUCUGAGACACACUGAAGGGAAUUUUUCCCAGUGCUUGGAGCAGGGAAAUGCCUGGGGAGAUCGACACAGAUCAGAGAUGCAGCUGGGAAACUAUCCCGGGAAGAAACUGGAUGAAUCCACUGAACAUGGCGGAGGAUGCAAGGAUCCCAAGGAAACCACAGUCCAGCAGACAAGUCACAAUGAAGAGAAACCCUACAAAUGCCUUUACUGUGGGAAAAGAUUCCGUUUCAGUGCAAACCUUAUUAAACAUUGGAGAACCCACACAGGAGAGAAAUCCUAUGAAUGCUUGGAUUGUGGGAAAAGCUUCAGUGAGAAGUCACACUUUAUUACACACCAGAGACUGCACACAGGAGAGAGACCCUAUAAAUGCCUGGAGUGCGGGAAAAAAUUUAAUGAGACAUCACAUCUUAUGUCACAUCACAGAACCCACACAGGAGAGAAGCCCUAUAAAUGCUUAGACUGUGGGAAAAGCUUCAGUAGGAAGCCUUAUCUUAUUAAACACCAGAGAUUGCACACGGGAGAGAGACCCUAUAAAUGCCUUGAGUGUGGGAAAGGUUUUAUCGAAAGUUCAUCCCUUACUAAACAUGAAAGAAUCCACACAGGCGAAAGACCCUAUACAUGCCUUGAAUGUGGGAAAAGCUUCAUUCAGAAGUCAGAACUUAUUAUACACCAGAGACUACACACUGGAGAGAGACCUUAUAAAUGCCUUGAGUGUGGGAAUGAUUUCAGUAGUCGCUCCCGCCUUAUUAAGCAUCAGAGAAUCCACACAGGUGACAAACCCUAUAAAUGCCUUGAUUGUGGGAAAAGUUUUGUUGACAGAACAAAACUUACCACUCAUCAGAGAAUCCACACAGGAGAGAGACCCCAUAAAUGUUUAGACUGUGGGAAAAGCUUCAUUGAGAAAUCACAACUUAUUCUACACCAGAGACUGCACACAGGAGAGAGACCCUUUCAAUGCUAUGAAUGUGGGAAAAGCUUUAUUCGGAGCUCAGCGCUUAUUACGCAUCAGAGAACCCACACAGGAGAGAGACCUUAUAAAUGCCUUGAGUGUGGGAAAGAUUAUAGUGAGCGCUCAAAGCUUAUUACACAUCAGAGAACCCACACAGGAGAAAGACCAUACAAAUGCUUGGACUGUGGGAAAACUUUCAGUCAGCGCUCACAUCUUACUAAGCAUGGGAGAAUUCACAAUAAAGAGAAACCCUACAAUUGUCUUGACUGUGGGGAAAGUUUUAGCAAAAGUUCAUCCCUUAUUCAACAUGGACGAAUCCACAUGGGAGAGAGACCCUAUAAAUGCAUCAAGUGUGGGAAAGGUUUUAUUGGAAGUUCAUCCCUUACUAAACAUGAAAGAAUCCACAGAGGAGAAAGACCAUAUAAAUGCCCUGAGUGUGGGAAAAGUUUCAGUGUGAAAUCAACCCUUAAUACACAUCAGAAAAUCCACACGGGAGAGAAACCCUAUAAAUGCUUGGACUGUGGGAAAACUUUUGGUCAGAACUCAUACCUUAUUGAACAUAGGAGAAUCCACACGGGAGAGAGACCAUAUAAAUGCCUUUACUGUGGGAAAACUUUUAGUCAGCGCUCACACCUUAUUAAGCAUCAGAGAAUCCAUACAGGUGACAAACCUUAUAAAUGCCUCAACUGUGGGCAAAGUUUUGUUGACAGAACGAAACUUAAUAAUCAUCAGAGAAUCCACACAGGAGAGAAACCCCAUAAAUGCUUGGACUGUGGGAAAAGCUUCAUUCAGAAGUCACAACUCAUUAUACACCAGAGAGUGCACACAGGAGACAGACCAUAUAAAUGCCUUGAGUGUGGGAAAAGUUUUAGUCAGAGCUCAAAGCUUAUUACACAUCAGCGAACCCACACAGGAGAGAGACCUUAUAAAUGCCUUGAGUGUGGAAAAAGUUUUAUGGAAAGUUCAUCUCUUAUUCGACAUGGGCGAAUCCAUACAGGAGAAAGAGCCUAUAAAUGCCUUGAGUGUGAGAAAAAUUUUAUGGAAAAUCGAUCCCUCAUUAAACAUAGGAGAAUACACACGGGAGAAAGACCCUAUAAAUGCCUUGAAUGUGGGAAAGGUUUUAUUGAAAGUUCAACCCUUACUAAACAUGGAAGAAUCCACACAGGAGAAAGACCCUAUAAAUGUCUUGAGUGUGGGAAAAGUUUCAGUGUGAAAUCAGCCCUUAAUAUACAUCAGAAAACCCACACAGGAGAGAAACCCCAUAAAUGCUUGGACUGUGGGAAAACUUUCAGUCAGAUCUCCUACCUUAUUAAACAUGGGAGAACCCACACGGUAGAGAGACCAUAUAAAUGCCUGGACUGUGGGAAAACCUUCAGUCAGCGCUCAUACCUUAUUAAACAUGGGAGAAUCCACACAGGAGAAAGACCCUAUAAAUGUCUUGACUGUGAGAAAGUUUUCAAUGAGCGAUCAGCCCUUAUUAGACAUGAGAGAACUCACAUGGAAGAGAAACCCCAUAAAUGCUUGGACUGUGGGAAAAGUUUUAUUCAGACAUCACAACUUAUUAUACACCAGAGAGUGCACACAGGAGAAAGACCUUUUAAAUGCUGUGAGUGUGGGGAAAGUUUUAUUCAGAACUCAAAGCUUAUUACACAUCAGCAAAUCCACACAGGAGAGAGACCUUACAAGUGCCUUGAGUGUGGGAAAGGUUUUAGUCAGAGUUCAACGCUUAUUACACAUCAGAGAACCCACACAGGAGAGAGACCCUAUGGAUGCCUUGAGUGUGGGAAAGGUUUUAUUGCAAGUUCAGCCCUUACUAAACAUAGGAGAACCCACACAGGAGAAAGACCCUAUAAAUGCCUUGAGUGUGGGAAAAGUUUCAGUGUGAAAUCGGCCCUUAAUAUGCAUCAGAAAACCCACACAGGAGAGAAACCCCAUACAUGCUUGGACUGUGGGAAAAGUUUUAGUCAGCGUUCACACCUUACUAAACAUGGGAAAAUCCACACGGGAGAGAGACCUUUGAAACACCUUGACUGUGGGGACAGCUUCAAUAAGAGUUCAGAGCUUACCAAACAUGAGAGUAUCCACAAGAGUGAGAGAUCCUAGAAACAGCUUGACUGCAGGAAAAGAUUCAAUUUGACUUCACACAUCAGUGACCCACACAACAGCGAGACCUCGAAUGUGGGGGAAGCUUCAUUUGGUGUUCCCAGAGUAUCAGGCAUUCACAAAUCUACAUAGGAUAGAAACCUCUGAGAUGUCCUCAAUUUGGAAAAGAUGCCAAGAGGAACUAACUCCAUACUGUACAUCAGAGACUCCUCUGUACAACAUAGAAACAGUGCCCUGAUAAAGUGUGACCACAGUGAAAAAUCCAUUCCCUUGUUCCCACGCACAUCAGGGGCAUUUGGCUCCCAAUUAUCCAGCUGCCCAUUGCAGGAGUGAGGAUAAAGCAGCAGCCGAGCAUUUGCUGGUCAGUGAUCCUCUGGCUCUGCCUGGUCUAAGCAAACCCCAGGCAGAGAGGGAGAAGCCCCGAUCAGCCCCUCCUCCCUGCUACAGCCCUGGCUGCUGAGCUGAUGGGCCACGGGGGGGAAGGAGAGAAAGAAACUCCUCCAGCCGCUCCUUCUGCCUGGCUGAAGUCUCCCCCCCCCCCCCCCAGCCGGGAUCCCUCUGCCAUGGAGAUGAAGAGAAGGACACUUGUGCCAGGCCCCACCUUCACUCUAGACACCUGGGCUGGGCUCCCCACUUAACUGGAGCUGUUCCCUGCAGGAGGAGUGUCCCUGGGGGCUGGUAACUCUUCCCCUCCCCUCAUUCCCCAGGAUUCUGGGCUCUGGGGAAUCAACCAUUAAGGGACCAGGCCAAUGGGUAAUGGGGAGGACACUGGGUGUUGAAUGGUUGGGGCAGGUGGAGCUGGGAAGCAGGGGGAGCUGGGUGCUGGGGCUAUCGAGUGUUUGGGGAUCAUGGGAUAAGAGGAGAGGGAGAGCAUGAGGCAGAGACAUGCUGCCUCUCAUCACUCACCCCCUCUGCCCCUUCUCCCUGCCCCCUCUGCAUUCAGACAGCACCACUGAGAGGGGCUGAUUCCCACAGGGCCUUUUGUGGGAGACCUGGAGAUCCCACCUCUACUUCCGCAGCAUCAGCCUCUAAGCGUGUCUAUGGUAGGAAAUGUGGUCAGGAUUAGCAAGCACAUCUUUGUGACCCUGCACCCGAUUUCCUAGUGUAAACUCUCCCUGAGCACCUUAUGUGUAAGGCUAAGAUUUGUCAUGGAUAUUUUUAGUAAAAAUUGUGGACAGGUCACGGGCAAUAAAGAAAAAUUCAUGGAAGCCCGUGACCUGUUUGUGACUUUUACUGAUAAUCUCCGUGACAAAAUGGGGAAGGAGAAGGCUCCAGCAC